Molecule: messenger RNA, 702 nt
Organism: Gossypium arboreum
Lineage: Eukaryota; Viridiplantae; Streptophyta; Magnoliopsida; Malvales; Malvaceae
Exons: 2
Coding region: 1-702 (233 amino acids)
Source: RefSeq, a predicted model, not a curated record
AUGAAGUGUGGAUUUGCAAAUGGUAUUAAUGUUGGUGCGUCGGGAUCUAAAGGGUGGCCGACUUCGUUGAGAACGUCAAAUGUUGAUUUUCGAGAAGUGUUGGAGGACUGCGGGCUUAUUGAUUUGGGAUUUUUUGGUGGGUGGUUUACAUGGGAGCACGGUCGUGUUUUGGCUACCAAUAUUCGGGAGCAUCUGGACAGGGGAAUAGCGACUCAAGAUUGGAUGUCUCUUUUUCCUAGUUACCAUUUGGAGCAUUUGAGUCACUCAUUUUUGGAUCAUUGCCCGAUUCUGUUGGACACACGUGGGCGGGGUGGUGAGUUUCAGCGUUCUAGGAACAGAAGUUUCCGUUUUAAAGUGAAAUGGUGUCUAGAACAUGAUUUUGAGGCUAUGGUACAAAGGAGUUGGGAAGAUAUAACUGAAACUGUCCCAAAUAAGUUCAUGCUUUUGGGGAAACGUUUUCAGCAGUGGAGUCGGUCUAGGAGUUGGGAUCAAAAAACAAUUCAUAGGGAUUUUGAAGAGCGUUUACAUGAAGUUUAUGACCAGGAUCCUUCUGAUGAGGUUCUUGUCGAAAUCAUUGAGGCCCAAAUUGGCAUUAAUUUGGAGAUUGACAAAGAAGAAAUUUUCUGGGGGCAACGGGCUCAUGCCAAUUGGUUGCAAAAUGGAGAUAGAAACACCAACUAUUUUCAUAAAAUUACGGUUUAG